This is a messenger RNA of Cryptococcus wingfieldii CBS 7118, 3237 nucleotides long. RefSeq lists its product as hypothetical. The transcript is spliced from 9 exons. NCBI's taxonomy places the organism in Eukaryota, Fungi, Basidiomycota, Tremellomycetes, Tremellales, Cryptococcaceae. The record is from RefSeq and is a predicted model, not a curated record. Gene Ontology annotation, molecular function: DNA-binding transcription factor activity, RNA polymerase II-specific; DNA binding; zinc ion binding. The coding region runs from base 1 to 3237 and encodes 1078 amino acids. Gene Ontology annotation, biological process: DNA-templated transcription; regulation of DNA-templated transcription.
AUGCCCAUCUACCCCCACGACGACAUCUCCACCUACCCCCCGCUCAACGGCGUCGUCCUCAUAGACACCUCAGAGCCAGAGCCCCCGCCCGCACAGAAUCCCGCAGAUGUGGCCAACGUGCUCAGGCGAAACCAGGCCUGUCGACAGUGUCGGAGGAGAAAACUCAAAUGCGACGCUGCUCGGCCGCAUUGUGCGACGUGCAUAAGAUCGUAUCGCCACCUCCUCAAGACCUCUCCAAGGAGCAAUCCUAUACUGUGUUGCGACUAUGAUGACGGUGCUCCUGCUCAGUCAGCCGAGGAUGAGACAAAUAAAAGCCUGAAUCAGAGCACAGGCCAGGCUGCCCCCACGACAUCCUUUGACAACAACGCAGAUGACGAGGGGACGCAGGGCAAUGGUGGCUCCAAGAAAAAGAGAAAAGCGUCUGGGGAAGGAAAGAGGAAAAAAAGAGAAGACGAAUUUCAGGAAGAAAAGGACAGGUUGAACAAGAAGAUUCAGGAGCUGCAGUCUCAGUUGUCCAAAAAGUCGAAUGGCACACAGCAGCCUCCGAGCCUGCCGACCUCGAGGGGAUGGUCGGGCAGCUCCUCGCUGUUUGCAAACCAGGACCAAUCUGCACCUUCACCCAACACUUUUCUGGACAUGUUUACCACGGGCCCCGCUGCCCAGCCUGCUGCAGGUUCUCAGACAACCUCGAAUACCAUGUGGAGCAACCCUACCUCUUUAGAUUCUGGCAGUCUCGCCCAAACUGCUGCUGGACUCGUCAACCUUGGCCAAUCCCUGGAUUUCUCCUUAGGCCCUUCCCCGCCCAACCAAAUGGGAUCUCAUCGGUCAAGUGGCCAGAACGAUACACCUGAUUUGACUGAAUCCUCUUCUGGCCAGAACACUCUUUCCCCCGGUGACUUGUUUAAUUUCCCUUCGCCUGAUACCACCUCGGCAGCCCGGACCCAUGCUCCUGGGGAAGUCCCGUAUCCAUUCAUGGACCCUGUGGCCUUAGACCCCGAUGUUCACGUCGUUUCCCAAGGGCCCAAGAGUUUGUGGCAGGGCGCACCGUCUGGUCCGGGCGACUCGGCUUCGUUUACAGCAAGCUCCAAUACCAACAACGGCUCCACGGCCGCGGCAGAUGUGUCGAUGGGCGGCGAAAUCAACAUGGAUGGGCUGCAAGCUAGCUUGGAUGCGGCCAUGCAACAGCAGCUCUUGAUGGACAUGUUUUGGCCCGGAUGGCCCGCCAAGUUGCCGGAACCAAACAUUGUCAACGAAUUGGUGGAUGCCUUUGAUACUGUGCCCAACCUUCCCCGUAUGAUGCACCGAGCACGAUUCCUCUCCCGCCUCGCUCUCCCGCCCACCCACGCCAACUUUCCACACCCUUCCCUCAUACAUGCCAUCUGCGCCAGUGCCGCAGCCUGGUGUGAUCCUAACGUUUAUGAAAAGUCCACCCGGGACAAGCAGUGGGCCAACUAUGGGAUGGAUGGGUCAGGACUGUGGGGACCGGAAGGGCAGCCGACGAAGAAGGCUUUGUCGUUUGCGGCAAGGCAGACUCUGUUUGCAAAGGAGGCGGUGCAGGAAGGGUUGAAUACGGGCAACAGAUUGUUCGAUGUGGUUAGAGCAAUGAUCAUUCUUUGUCGAGUAUUCAUCGACGAUACAAGAAUGCUGGAAUGCUGGGCCUACGGUGGUCUUGUCGCGCGCAUGAUUCUUCCCCUGGGCCUCAACGUCCGCAGUGCCGAAUUGUCUCUCAAGUCGGUCAUGCUCCCCCCAGCACAAGACGCUCUCGAGCGCGAAGAGCGCCGUGCAGCAAUGUGGAUGGCAUUCUACCACGACACCAUUGCCUCCGCCGCGAGUGGAUGGGGUACGAGUAUAUCCCUUGAAGAGCUCACAGUCCCCUUGCCCGUGUCGAAAAAGGACUUUGACACGGGCAACGAGUACAUGAAGCCCAACCCGCAGGAUGUCGAGUCGCCAGAUCUGUUCUUGACGCAUCCCGUGCCGGACUCUUAUGUGAUGAUGACAAAAGCUUCGAUCCUGAUGAACCGUACCAAUCGUUUCGUGCGCAGGUGGAAGAACAGGCAUCUGAAGCCCAAUGAUGAUUUGGAGGGAAUGGAGAGGCCAGAGUUCAAAGAGCUGGCAAACUCUAUCGCGUGUUUCCAAAUGUCUUUCCCGCCGUCUCUUCGCAACUUUAGCAAGGUUGGCCCCAAGAAGCAUCUUGAUAUCGACUUGGUUGCCGCGCACAUGUUACCCUUUGCCGCCACCAUGUGUCUUUACGAGCCAUUCGCAGACCUUGACGACCCUUCAGACCAACCCACGAGACGGCUGGUGGUAGCCACCCAGGGUAUCGUCGGGAUUGUGCAACAGCUGGCGAGCGCAGCUGGAGGAGAAGGCGACAAGUUUGCGAGCAUCAUGCACUCGAGUGCUAGCGUAUGUUUUGUGACGACUGCGCGAACAUCGCUCCUCCUCAUGCGCCAUGCCAUGAACAACAAUGACGCCGUCUCUGCCGAGUCGCAUAGGAUGGACUGCGAGAUGGUUCGACUUGCCCUGGCCCAAUUUGGCACGAGGUUCAAGAUAGGACAGCACCACGCGCAGUUGAUUGAAUACUUUUUGGACAGGGCUUGCAACCCCACAUUCGAAAAGCUGUCGGCGCAUUACCCUGAUCAUCCUCGUCCUGGAGCGCCUGAGCUGACAAGAGAGUCGGAUUUCGGAUGGUGCAUCUCGAACGCGCUCAACGUCAAACGAGGUUUCUGGCGCGCCGUCAACCCUUCCACAUCCACAUCUCCACCCGACUCCAACUCCUCAUCCGACCUACACAGCUCUGCCAAUCACUCCUACCCAAACUUUUCUCAGACCCAGACGUACAUCACCGUAGAGCAGAUGGAGAAGGAGAUGCUUGUACAGCAAGGACAGCAUCAGGUACGGACGGUCUCGGGCGACUCUCAAGGGGCGACUUUGAAAGACAUUUCGAUGGAGUCUUCGCCGGGAGAGUCUUCGACAUCUGGGUCAGGAGGACAGGGUGGGGACGAAAAGCAAGAGUACGUGCUACACAAAGGUCUCGGUCACAUCUCUUCAGUUGGCGACUUUUGCUCCAUGACAGCGGAUGGUGCCCCCUUGCCUGACAUUCUCCCCCGGCGCCCAUCGGAGGAGGUAUUGGCAGCGGUGAUCGAGUCGCAACAGACGCAGGGGCUGGGAGAUAAGGUCCCUUCGGCGAAUAGGGCGUUUGGUGGCGGCUUUUGGAUUGAGCCCAAGACUUCUUCAUAA